Molecule: messenger RNA, 1089 nt
Organism: Leptinotarsa decemlineata (Colorado potato beetle)
Lineage: Eukaryota; Metazoa; Arthropoda; Insecta; Coleoptera; Chrysomelidae
Biological process (GO): rRNA processing; negative regulation of transcription by RNA polymerase II
Cellular component (GO): nucleolus
Molecular function (GO): DNA binding
Source: RefSeq, a predicted model, not a curated record
UCCAACAUAACCUUUUUGUCUUUUGUCAGGCAUAACCUAUGUUGUUUCUGAUUGUUUGUUGGACUUUCAUUAUUACAGUACAUUAAGGAUUUUAAAAUUUUGUUUUGCUAAAAAUGGUAGUAUUCACUUGCAAUCAUUGUGGAGAGAGUUUGCAAAAACCUAAGGUUGAGAAGCACUAUGCAUUUGUGUGCCGACGUCCCAAAUUUUUGACUUGUGUGGAUUGUUUCAAGGAUUAUAGGGAAGAUGAAUAUGUAGUUCAUACAAAGUGUGUAACAGAAGAGGAGCGAUAUGCUGCAAAAGGAUCAUUACCAAAUGGAAUUGUAAAAAAGGGUGAAGUUAAGCAAGAAUCCUGGGUGGAAAUGGUGAGGUCUGUCAUGAAUAAAGAACUCAACAUGAAACCAUCUCACCGGAAUCUGUUGAAUAAAAUAUUAACAUUCACCAACAUUCCAAGGAAGAAACCAAAAUUUUUGAAUUUCAUAAAAAGUUCUUCAGGAGGCCGAGUUAACAUGAAAGAAGUUGAAGAAGUGUGGGAUAUUAUAGAGAAAUAUAAAAAUGAACAGUCUGCAAAUAAAAGUGAAAAUAAUACUAAAAAUGGUAGUGAAUCAAAUGCCACUAUUAAUAAAACUGAUGAACUAAAAAAAAGUUCUUCGAAGGCACCAUCGGAUAAUACUGAACUAGUAGAAGUGGAGAAGCAAAACUCAAAAGCCAAGAGGAAAAAUUUGGAUGAAGAUGUGACUGUUUCUAAAAAAAAAAUUAAACUUGAAGAGAAUUCAGUUAUUGAAGAAACUCAAACUGAAAAUGAAAAAUUCAGUUUCCAGGAUGAAAUAAUCCGCAUUGUUACUUCUAAAGGCAGAAUAUCCUAUAAAAAACUAGAAAAGAAGAUUAUAAAUGCAUACUUGAAACAUAGUGGAAAAACAGAAGUAACUCCUAAAGUUAUUAAAAAGUUCAGUAAGAACUUAAGGAAAAUUUCUAACAUAGAAGUUCAAGAUGAUUAUGUUUCACUGACAUGCUGAGGAACCACACAAAAUUUCAUUGUAUAGCUGGUUUCGAAUCAAAAAGUAUUGUAAAUAAAAAUUGUAUUUACAAAAA